AUGACUGUACUUUUUGCUGUCAUAAUAUUUGUAUUCCACAUCUUCAUCUAUUAUCUGUAUAGCGAAUACAUCGUUCUGCGACACAAAUAUCCACCAGGUCCAAUCCCGUUACCUUUUGUUGGGAAUUUCUUACAGAUUGAUCUAGCUUAUCCACAUCGUUCAAUGAUCAAGUGGAAAAAGAAAUUCGGUCCAGUGUUCACCAUAUGGCUUCCUGGACCAAUUGUCGUACUUGCAGAUUACAAACUUCUUCGUGAAGCACUUAUUAGCCAAGGAAAUAUUUUUGCUGGUCGGCCGAUGUCAUUCGUUUAUGGAAUCUUUAGUGAUCAUCAUCCAGAUGGUGACGGAAUUAUCUUAUCACAGAACGAGAAGUGGAAUCAACAGAGGCGUUUUGCUUUAAGAGUUUUUCGUAAUUUUGGAAUGGGUAAGAAUAUGAUGGAGCAAAAAAUCCGGUAUUAUGCGGACAUUCUCAUUCAACAUCUGAAGAAGCAGAUAGCAUCUACUGGAUUGAAAAGUGCAGUAACUGACCUCCAUCUACCAAUUACAUUCUGCGUGGGUAACAUUAUCCAUGAUCUAGUUCUCGGCAAAAAUUACGUAUAUGGCGAUCAGGAAUUCUUGCGGUUCAAAAAACUAAUCGAUUCUAUCCUCAAAGAUUUCGUCAGUGUUCCGAUGUUACUUGUGGAUCGUUAUCCUCUUGUCCGAUUUUUACUGCCAACUUACUAUCGAUAUUGCAAAAAUGGUUUUGCAUUACAGCGGUUUUUUUUGAAACAUAUUGACGAACAUGAAAAGAGAAUUAUUAAUUCUACGAAUAAAGAUGACGAGCCAAAUGAUUUCAUUGAUGCUUACUUGAAAAAUAUGAUCAAGUACACGAAGGAAAGACAGUAUAAUAAAAUAACAUUGGCUCUGAAUUCUGGUGAUCUCUGGACAGGUGGAAUGGAGACGACAGUAACAACACUUCGUUGGGCGAUUAUCUAUCUUAUUCACAAUCCUGAUAUCCAGAAGCUUGUCCAUGAUGAAAUCGAUAAAAAUCUGGGAACGAGAACGGUUUACUGGGCAGAUCGAACUACCAUGCACUACACACUUGCAGUUAUUUAUGAGGUGCAACGUAUCAUUAAUGUGUUACCAUGGCAUAUACCACAUGCUACUACUUCCAGCACAACUUUAUGUGGCUAUAAAAUCGAGAAGGGUACAAUGAUAAUGCCACAAAUUGGUGCCAUUAAUUUCGAUGAGAAUCUUUACUCAAAUCCAGAAGCUUUUCAACCAUCACGAUUCCUCAGUAGUGAAGGCACUCUCCUCAACUUUGAACAUUUGAUUCCCUUUGGUAUUGGGAAGCGAUCGUGCCUUGGAGAAGCACUUGCUCGAACGGAACUUUUUAUCAUUCUGACAAAUUUACUGCAGAAUUUCGAAUUCUCCGCUGUUAAUGGGAAACGACCAAGUUUAAAACGAUACCCUGGAAUGGUAUCAGUACCCCAAGAGUAUGUAUGUCAGAUACGUACUCGUAACGAAGCCGCAUAA
Loa loa (African eye worm) is the source of this 1512-nucleotide messenger RNA. RefSeq names its product cytochrome P450. Gene Ontology annotation, molecular function: oxidoreductase activity, acting on paired donors, with incorporation or reduction of molecular oxygen, reduced flavin or flavoprotein as one donor, and incorporation of one atom of oxygen; heme binding; iron ion binding. The transcript is spliced from 9 exons. Gene Ontology annotation, biological process: xenobiotic metabolic process. Gene Ontology annotation, cellular component: intracellular membrane-bounded organelle; cytoplasm. Bases 1 to 1512 code for a protein of 503 amino acids. The record is from RefSeq and is a predicted model, not a curated record. NCBI's taxonomy places the organism in Eukaryota, Metazoa, Nematoda, Chromadorea, Rhabditida, Onchocercidae.